AAGAAGGAGGAUCUGCAGAAGCUCAGACGAAACUUCACGUAAAGAUCUGGUUGAGUCAUUUGAUUCAUCAAGGCCUGAAUAUCAUUAGCCUUUGAAUGCAGAAGGAGAAAUGAUUCUCUGUUCUGUCUGAGAGAAUUGAUUUCAAACAGCAGUGUGACUGGAAAAUCACCAAGAGACACAGACCGAGAGAUUAUGUUCCAGUGAACUGACUGAGCUUUAACCAGUUACACAGUCUUAGAAAAACAUCACCCCUUUCACAGCAGGAAGAAACUGUAUACACGUUUUGUGUGAGGAUCAGGCUUCAACUGAUCAUCCAACCUGGACAGACACAAGGACACUGGCACAAUGGAGAAACCAUGGAAAUGUGAGGACUGUGGAAAGGGAUUCAAUUAUCCAUCCCUGCUGGAAAACCAUCGACGUGGUCACACUGGGGAGAAGCCAUUCAUCUGUUCCAUGUGUGGGAAGGGAUUUACUCAGACAACUAAUCUCAUGUCACACCAGCGAGCUCACACUGAGGAGAGGCCAUUCAGCUGCACUUCCUGUGGAAAGAGCUUCAGGUCUUCAUCCAGCCUGAUUGCACACCAGCGUGUUCACACUGGGGAGUGGCCAUUCACCUGCUCCACAUGUGGGAAGGGAUUCACAAUGUCAUCCAACCUGGUGACUCACCAGCGAAUUCACUCUGAGGAGAAGCUGUUCAGCUGCACUUCCUGUGGAAAGAGUUUCAGGCAGUCAGGCCAUCUCAUUGUACAUCAGCGAGUUCACACUGGGGAAAAGCCAUUCAGCUGCACUGACUGUGGAAAGCAUUUUAGACAGUCGAACGAUCUCAUUUCACACCAGCGAGUUCACACUGGGGAGAAACCGUUUACCUGUUUAAUGUGUGGGAAGAGAUUUACCACAUCCUCCAACCUGCUGAUACACCAACACACUCACACUGGAGAGAAGCCUUUCACUUGUUCCCUGUGUGGAAAGGCAUUUGCUCAGUCACGAGACCUGCUGAGACAUCAGCAAAUUCACAAGUGAAUGCAGGGUUUGGAUUCUGUUGUUAUGUUGCUGUUAAUCACGUCAAGGAUUGAUAGUCUGACAAUAUUAUGUUUGUUUCUGCUGAUGUUAACAAUCCCUAUAACUGGAUGGAGUUUAACAUCCUGGAUUUGCCACUGAUUUUUGGGGCUGCAGUAUCCCUUUUUAAAAGCACCAUCUGCGAUCUCUCCCCUUAAUACAAGAGCUCUCUACAGGAACCUUUUUUUUAAAAUAUAAAAUGAACUUUUACUUCAUCCUAAAUUGAUCUUUGCAAAUCUACAUUUGGUGUAUGUAAGGUGAUAGACUCAUAGACGUCCACAGCACAGAAGGAGGCCAUUUGGUCCAUCGUGUCCACGCCGCUAAACAAAGAUCAGACUGCACCAGUCCCUUUUUUCCAGCACUUGGCCCAUAGCCCUGGAGGCUAUGGCAACACAA
Carcharodon carcharias (great white shark) is the source of this 1452-nucleotide messenger RNA. Its product is annotated as gastrula zinc finger protein XlCGF8.2DB-like. NCBI's taxonomy places the organism in Eukaryota, Metazoa, Chordata, Chondrichthyes, Lamniformes, Lamnidae. Bases 346 to 1020 code for a protein of 224 amino acids. The record is from RefSeq and is a predicted model, not a curated record. The transcript has a single exon.